GUAUACUUGUAUAUUUUUUUACAGAUUGUUGCAUAGAGAGUAGACACCAUGUUCUACGCUCACUUUGUCCUGAGUAAGCGAGGGCCACUAGCCAAAAUCUGGCUGGCGGCCCAUUGGGAUAAAAAGCUAACCAAAGCCCAUGUCUUCGAAUGCAACUUGGAAAGCAGCGUGGAGAGCAUCAUCUCACCAAAGGUGAAGAUGGCUCUUCGUACUUCAGGACAUCUUUUAUUGGGAGUUGUUAGAAUCUACCACAGGAAAGCUAAAUACCUUCUUGCAGACUGUAAUGAAGCAUUCAUUAAGAUCAAGAUGGCUUUCCGUCCAGGUGUGGUGGAUUUGCCUGAGGAAAAUAGAGAAGCUGCAUACAAUGCUAUCACUUUACCAGAAGAAUUUCAUGAUUUUGACCAGCCCUUGCCAGAUCUAGAUGAUAUUGAUGUCGCUCAGCAGUUCAGUUUGAAUCAAAGCAGAGUGGAAGAAAUUACAAUGCGAGAAGAAGUAGGCAACAUCAGCAUCCUUCAGGAAAAUGAUUUUGGUGACUUUGGAAUGGAUGACCGUGAAAUGAUGAGAGAAGACAGUGCAUUUCCAGAUGACAUGUUGGAUAGUACCAGUGCUUCCAACCUUCUGCUGGAGCCUGAGCAGAGCACUAGUCACCUUAAUGAGAAAGCUAAUCAUUUGGAAUAUGAAGAUCAAUACAAAGAUGACAAUUUUGGAGAGGGAAAUGAUGGUGGAAUCCUGGAUGACAAACUUCUCAGCAACAAUGAAGGAGGCAUAUUUGAUGACCCACCAGCCCUUUCAGAAGGAGGUGUGAUGAUGCCUGAGCAGCCUCCCCAUGAUGAUAUAGAUGAUGACGAUAAUGUCUCAAUGGGUGGACCAGAUAGCCCAGAUUCAGUAGACCCAGUUGAACCAUUGCCAACUAUGACUGAUCAGACAACAUUGGUUCCAAAUGAAGAAGAAGCUUUUGCUUUAGAGCCUAUUGACAUAACUGUUAAGGAAACUAAGGCAAAGAGGAAGAGAAAAUUGAUUGUGGACAGUGUUAAGGAACUGGACAGCAAGACUAUCAGAGCUCAACUAAGUGACUACUCUGAUAUUGUCACUACACUGGAUUUGGCACCUCCUACUAAGAAGUUAAUGAUGUGGAAAGAAACUGGGGGUGUUGAAAAACUUUUCUCUCUCCCUGCUCAGCCUCUGUGGAAUAACAGACUUCUGAAGCUUUUUACUCGCUGUCUUACACCUCUUGUACCAGAAGAUCUCAGAAAGAGGAGGAAAGGAGGAGAAGCUGAUAACUUGGAUGAGUUCCUUAAAGACUUUGAGAAUCCAGAAGUACCCAAAGAGGAACAGCAACGCAAUGUUAUUGAUGAACCCAUUUUGGAAGAGCCAAGUCGCCUUCAGGAAUCCAUAAUGGAAGGCAGCAGGACCAACUUGGAUGAAUCUGUCAUGCCCCCACCUCCACCUCAGACUGGCGUAAAGAGAAAGGCUGCACAAGUGGAACCAGAACCUGUACUACCUAGUCAACCUUUGCAGCCAAUAGAAAUGCCACCAGUUGAAUUGCCUCCAGAAGAGCCUCAAAACAUCUGUCAACUGAUUCCAGAAUUAGAGCUUUUGCCUGAAAAAGAGAAGGAAAAAGAAAAGGAAAAGGAGGAGGAAGAAGAGGAAGAGGAGGAAGAUGGUACAGGAGGUGACCAGGAUCAAGAAGAAAGGCGAUGGAACAAGAGAACUCAACAAAUGCUUCAUGGUCUUCAGAGAGCACUUGCUAAGACCGGAGCAGAAUCCAUCAGUUUGCUUGAAUUGUGUAGGAACACAAAUCGCAAGCAAGCAGCAGCAAAAUUCUACAGUUUCUUGGUACUUAAAAAACAGCAGGCUAUAGAGCUGACACAGGAAGAACCAUACAGUGACAUCAUUGCAACACCUGGUCCCAGAUUCCAUAUUAUUUGAAUGUCCAACUUGCUGUAUAGGUAGCAUUGUUAGUGCUUACACAUUGUCCCAUAUGUAGGGCCCACAAAAAAUAAAUAAAUCUAGAUUUCCAUUGUCUGUACAGUCAUUGACUUUUGUGUUGGGUUUUUUUUUUUAAUUACAUUUUACCAUUUUUGCUUUUUAGUAACUUCUGCACUGGGUGACUUGAGUUCCAGUUGCAGUGAUAAGAGAAAGUUACUCAAGGAUCUUAUAAAGAGUGUUUUUAAAACAAUUCAGAACAGAUGUGUGCAAUAUUGGUGCAUGUAACUAUGAUUAAUAAAUUGUUUUACAGUUAUCUGCUUAAUAAACAAUAAUGCUAUUUUAAUCAACUCCACAAGACCCAAAACGGCCAACCUAUUGUCUCAAUACAGUUUUUUGCCAAAUGUCUAAAAUGUGCUCUCUGUCUCUCCCUGAAGGUAGUGAAUUCUUCCUACCCAGAAUGUCUGUCUGUUUACCAUCUUCCUGCUUCCGAUGGUGCUCUUGGAGCUGCCAAUAUGAAUGUUAGUGCCUGGCAGGAGUCCUUGCUGUGCCAUGGUAUUUCUAGAAUAGGAUUUAAGCAGCUCUGGGGCAGAAUUUAAAUGCCUGUCUUUGGAAAAAUACUGUCUGUCAAAACCUUUUUAAGUGCACAAGAUAAAACAUUUCUGGUAUUUAAUAUUUCAUUCCUUCUAACUGUGGUCCAUUUCCAUUGACAGAUAGUUAUGAGGACAGAACAGCUCUCUUAGGCACCAAUAGGCUUUUCCUCCUUGUUAAAAUUUCUUGAACAAAAGACUUUGUAGAAAUUGCAUACUUUCAGAUUAUAACUAAUAGCUAGAUUAGUCUCAAAAGUUUGAGCAAGUCAUAUUUCUAAAAACAAAAAAAUAAGUGUGGGACACCACUGACCUGAAAGGACAGCAAGCUACAGAUGUAUAUUUAGAGGCAGGUAAACUUGCAUUUAUUGAACAUAAUCGUGUGUAAUAAUAGAUCUUCAGAGACUUUUUCAGCUUUUGUAACAGUGUAUUUUCCAAUAAUGCACACUUAUGGAACACUGAAUAGCUUUUCAGAUGGCCUGCAAUUUGGUUUUACAAUUUUUGUUAAGAAUAAAGACUUUAUUAUUAUGACCAGGCCAUACCAGAAAUCAUGUGAAUAUGUUGAUGAUAGAUAGGUCAACAUUUUAGAGGGUCUGAUUUUAAAUGUUGGCACUUUUGUGAAAUUAUUAUCUCCUGGGACUGAGAUUUGAGUGUAUUCCCAAGUGUAAAAUUAUGUGAAUGUUUUAAAAUUUGCAACAUGUUUUAAUAAUCCUUGAGAAAGUUAAUUGUAUAAAAUAGUUACUGCAGCUUUAUUUUUGACAUGACGUGCCUGUACAACCAUUAUUUCCCCCUUUGUACAAAGAAACAUUGUAGAUAACUUGAAUGUUUAAUUAUAGAGGUCAUUAGUUUCUUGUUAAAGUUUUAGUCUGUUUUUGUUGCUUUUCAAGGUUAAUAUUCUUGAAAAUAGUUGCUGUUAUGUAUAACUUUUCUAAUAAAAGUUGUGUUAUAAGCAA
Messenger RNA from Sceloporus undulatus (fence lizard), 3466 nucleotides. RefSeq names its product RAD21 cohesin complex component (gene RAD21). The record is from RefSeq and is a predicted model, not a curated record. Gene Ontology annotation, cellular component: cohesin complex; synaptonemal complex. Gene Ontology annotation, biological process: replication-born double-strand break repair via sister chromatid exchange; mitotic sister chromatid cohesion; synaptonemal complex assembly. Lineage: Eukaryota; Metazoa; Chordata; Lepidosauria; Squamata; Phrynosomatidae. Gene Ontology annotation, molecular function: chromatin binding; protein binding. Bases 49 to 1929 code for a protein of 626 amino acids. The transcript has 13 exons.